Molecule: messenger RNA, 1824 nt
Organism: Coffea arabica (coffee)
Lineage: Eukaryota; Viridiplantae; Streptophyta; Magnoliopsida; Gentianales; Rubiaceae
Source: RefSeq, a predicted model, not a curated record
AUGGAGAGACCUUGCACGAGUAUUGGGAAAGAUUCAAACAAUUAUGUGCAAGUUGCCCUCAUCACCAAAUUUCGGACCAACUUCUUAUACUUCUAUGAGGGACUAUCGUCAACGGAUAGGAAGAUGAUUGAUGCUGCCAGUGGAGGAGCAUUGGUGAAUAAAACGCCCACAGAAGCAAAGGGACUGAUCUCAAGUGUGGCUGCCAAUGCGCAACAAUUUGGUGACAAACAAGACUAUAUUCCCCGUAAAGUUAAUGAGACCAUUGUCCAUCCCAAGCAAAAUGUGAGUGCAAUUACUUUGAGAAGUGGCAAAGAAUUGCAAAAGUAUAAAAAAGGAGUAUCUAAGCAUGAUCUUGAAGAGCAAGUUAAGGAAGAAACAAUGAAAUCUCCAACUCAAUCCCUUCCAAGGAAAGAGCCCAGAGAUGAACCCUUAGUAGUGGUGACAUGUCCUCCUCCAUUUUCCAGUCGAUAUGCAAAAUCCAAGAAAGAGGAGCAAGAGCAAGAAGUUUUUGACAUUUUUUGCAACGUUGAGUGCCCCCACCUUAAAUCCGCCACUGUCGUAGAGAGAGGUAAAGAACGAUUAUAUUCAGAAGCAGGUCUAUCGGUCAGGAGCAGCAAGGAUCUUAACUCCUCUCAGUCUUCAGACGAAGUUACCUGUCAAAUCUGCUUUAAGCAUGUCAAUGCUUAUGAGUCCUCGAUGAUGGAUUGUGCCCAUUGUUUUUGCAACAUCUGUUGGACAAAGCAUUUUAUUAUGAAGAUACACGAGGGUGAGAGUAGACGGAUUACAUGCGGGGCUAACGGGUGCAAGGCAAUAUGUGACGAAGAAAAUGUUAGAAAUCUAGUUAAUAGAAGAGAUCCUCAUAUUGCAAAAAAGUUUUCUAAGAUUCUUUUAGAAUCAUAUGUUGAGGAUAAUGACAAAGUAAAAUGGUGUCCUAGCGUUCCUCAUUGUGGAAAUGCAAUUCGUGUUGAGUGUGAUGAAUAUUGUGAGGUUGAAUGUGCUUGUGGUGUACAGUUCUUUUUCAGCUGCUCAUCUGAGGCUCACUCGCCUUGUUCAUGUUUGAUGUGGAACCUUUGGAAGAAAAAGCGCCAGGAUGAAUCAGGGACGGUUAAUUCUACGAAUACUAAGUAUUGCCCUAAAUGUCAUAAACCAGUGGAGAAGAAUGGAGGAUGCAACCGAGUGCGCUGUUUGUGUGGACAACAAUUUUGUUGGCUUUGUGGCGGAAAAACUAGCACAAGUAUUGCAGAUCAUCAUCCUUGUGGCCAAUAUAAAGAUGAUAGAUUGGAGAAAGAUGGGCUUGCGCAAAGGCAAUCUUUGGGCUAUUGUCACAAUUAUAAUCAGUUCAAAGCCAACACAGACUCUUUGAAGCUUGAAGCAAAGUUGCAGAGCAGGUUAAAUCCAAAAAUUGAGAUCUUGGAGGAAAAUAACCAUGAAUUAAGAGAUUUUAGCUGGGUGACAGUUGGAUAUAAUAGACUUUUCAGAUCAAGGAGGAUUCCCUCCUAUUCUUAUCCUUUUGCAUAUUACAUGUUUUGUGAUAACCAAUUCAAGAACGCAAUGGAACAGAAUGACAGAGAAAUAAAGCAGAAUCUUUUCAAGGACCAACAGCAGCAGCUUCAGUCUAAGGUUGAAGAACUUUCGGAACAGCUUUUUGCUGAUUGGAAAGAAGGGGAAGUCCUCUAUACAAGACAGCAGAUUUUUUAUCUCUCCGCUAAUAUUGAUAGCCGCUGCGAGAAAUUGUAUGAUUUCAUCGAGGAAUUAUUGCCUCCCGACCAUAUUAUAGUUCCAUAUAGGUCUAUGGGAGUGGAGAAAGCAUCAGAAUUUCAUUAA